Ectocarpus sp. CCAP 1310/34 is the source of this 3263-nucleotide messenger RNA. Lineage: Eukaryota; Phaeophyceae; Ectocarpales; Ectocarpaceae. The record is from the annotation of a GenBank genome assembly.
UUCUGUGCUCCCGGCCGAGGUAUCGCUGUAGAAGCUCACACGCCCUCUUCUUGAGCGAUGGCGCUCGCCGCUGCAUCUGCGAGGCAGGCGAAGGCCAAGGAUGGCGAGCAGCAGCAGCAGCUCUGCGCCAGCUGCCUCGCAUGCCCCGCGUGUCUCCAGCUUUUGGCAGAGCCCGUGUCCUUGCCGUGCGGUCACACCUUCUGCAGAGUUUGCCUGGUCAAAGAGCUCCGUCGAAAGCCGAAGGAAUGCCCGAGCUGUCACGCCACAUGCCACACCAGGCAAGUGGCGGAGGAUCAACCGCAAAACGUGAUGCUAGCUCAGAUCGCAAAGUCGCUCUUCCCCGAGCUGCUGGAGCGGCGAUUGCGCGAGACGGAAGCAGAAAAGGCCAAGUUCGAGCUGUGCCUGCCCGCGUUCUUCUAUAGCGUGCCCGUGUUCCCCGGGCAGACUCUAUGCGUCCACUUCUUCGAGCCCCGGUACAAGCUUAUGAUGCAGCGCAUCAUCAACACAAGCCGAAGGUUCGCGUACGUGCUGCCAGCGCCAGUACCGAGCACGAACGACGACGACCGGAACACGGACCAACAAGGCCGCAUUGCCCUGGAAGCGCACGUGUGCGAGGCAGAGUUUUUGAGUGAUGAUCGAGUAAUGGUCAAGAUCAAGCUCGCCGGACGCCACACGGUAGUGGAGGACUUCGUGGAGGCCGGCACGGGGAACCUGCACUACUGUCAGCUCGAGCCGUUCGAUGACGACCCCUUGCAAGAGGGGGGCGCGGGCGAGCUAACGGACCUCCACACGCGAGCGAAGACCAUAUGCAACGGCUUCCUCGGCCCGUUCAAGGGCCAGCUUGUGGAGGCGCACGGAAGGAUGCCGGAAGACGCGGUGGGCCUGUCGAUGUGGAUGGCGUCCCUCCUGCCGUUCUACCCCCCGGACAAGCACUCCCUGGUGCGGUCGAGGUGCACGCGACGACGCAUGCGCGCCUGCCUCGACUGCGCUGCCUCCAUGGAGGAGAUGGCUCAAGCGGCCGCCCGACGAGAGGAGAAGAGCUCGACGGGGGACAUGUCUGCCGGCGAGGGGCAACAACAGCAACCGCCGCCGCGGCCGUCGCAGCCGGCGGCGGAGGCGGCGGCGGAGGCGGCGGCGGUGGCGGUAGCUCAGGCGGGGGUUUCUGGAGGCUCGGCUAGCGCGUGGGAAGACGAGGGCGAGAGGAGUAGUAGGUCUGCGCGACAGCGGCAGCGCCGGUGAAGUAUGUCGUUUUUUGCUAUUGUGUCUGUCUGCGUGUUUGUUGUCUCCUUCCCUACUGUGCGGCUGUCGCGCCAGGUUGCUCUUCCUCCUCUUUUUUUUUUGUUCAUGUGUUCCCGCAAGAGGGUAGAGUGGCGUGGCUUUCGGCACCGUCGUCUACCACGCCACCACUGUUGGCAUUGUUUCGGAGCGUUUGUUCGGCACCGUUGAGAGAGGAGGACAUCCCUUUUGCUGCUGCUGCUGCUGUUGAGCAUCAGACGGAUGCUAGUGCCGCCUGCCGCUGCAGCUGCUGUGGUUGGUCGUGGUGUGGUUGCUGCUGCUGCUCGCCCGUGCGUGUAGGGAGCUUCUCCCCGUACAUGUGAAGAGCUUCGAUCGGGCGUUUCGUGCUGCGGUCGACGCGCGUUUCUACGCGUUGAGCGUGUUUGUUUAUGCCGGCGUCAUAUUGUGAGCGCCAAACGGCUUGAGGGUUGGCAGGCAACUUGUGUCGUCUGAGAGAGUCCCUAGAUAAAGUGUGCGAUUCCUUGGCCCUUUGUGGUUCAGCAUCUUGAACGGCCUAUUGUGUCUCGCACCUCGGGGAAAGGAUCACUCUGACGGUGACUGUGAAUUCACGGGGUAAACACAUGCGGGUGCUAGGGGGCAUGGUGUCGUUCGUAGAGUUUGGAUCGGUGGGUAAGAUGCUGUUGUUCUCGUCACCUCGGCGACACCCAUUUUUUUGGGGUAGUUUCUCCCCUUAUGUAGUCAAGAUUUUUGUUGUGCUGCCUGAUGUUUCUUCCCAGUUACCUCGUCGAGGGAAGCUUUCGGGUUUCCGGAUGUUUUUGUGCAUGUACAUCUUUUUUUCCCGGCGAACGUUUUAGGGGUGAUGGUGAGAGCGGGCGAGGCGAAAGUGGAGUUCACUAUUGCGCGGGUUGAGAUUUUGUAGGAAGAAUCGUGUGCAUGUGACCUUCGAACAACGUACCCUUCAUUUUUCAUUGCACUGUCCGGAGAAAGGAGAUUCAACCCCUGGUUAGGGGCAGGGGUGGGGGGGUGGGGCGUGGAGCCUCGAUUGGUGCGAAGCAACAAGCAGCAGCGGUGCCUGGGACGAGAUUUGUAUGGAAUUGAGCACUUGUGUCUUGCGUUCGACACAGGGCAGACAUAACGGACAAAGAGCUGAUGAUUUCCUGGGGGAAAGGGUCGGGCGAUAUACCGCUGUGGUUGGCUACUGGCCUUUCGUCAGACUGCUGUUCGGCUGGCGUGGCUGUUGCUUCGGUGUGCGUUUCUCUCAAGUAGUAUCGACCGCGCCAACCGACUGACCAAUGAAGCGAAGACCGUAUCUCGAUGGCCGGAACUAGGGUACACAUACGUACUACAUUUGGAGAGCUUGAGCGUUCCGAUCGGCGGAGGAUUCGUGUGUUUGUAUGUGUGUUGUGUGUCUUCAUCCUUAGCAUCGCGAACCGGCUGGCCAAUGGAAAUACGUCGUUCUUAGUGCGGCUAAAAACGCUUAGAAGGGCCAUAAUUUGAGAUUCCGUGCAAGGGGGGGGGGGGUCAUUGUGGGAGGCUAGGCUAUUCUCCGGAGGUUCGGUUUGUAUGUGUGCUUGCUUCUUCUGUAACUAGCAUCGACCACGCUGUGUGUGUGUGCUUCUUCAAAUGGCGUCAGUCUUAGUUGUAGUAGAUGGGGACAAGGAACAUUCAGAGGCUUGUGUGUGUUAAAUGUGUUGCCUCGUGCACGCUCCUUGUCUGGGGUGUGGCGUUGCAAGGGGGUCCGGUGUCAAGGUAUUUCGUGUAAGUACCUCUUUUGUGUUCGUCCCCUUGUGUGUUCGAAAUCGCAUAUGGUGGCGAUGCAUGAUGUGCACGCGGUCCUGGUAGAUGAACUAUGGCACUCUGUACGUUACGAUACUCUUUCUUCCUUUCUUGUCGAAACGACGAGGUCUCUUUUCGCGCGCCAUGCCGUGAAGUUGGAGAUUUCCAUGCGACCACGGGAGUAAAUUCCCGGUACAAACAUGCAUUUUUGAAGUAUACUGCUGCAGUUCUACCGCUGUAUCAUCACUGUC